AUGGAAAGUACUCUUCCCAGUGAAGCUGUACAUCAAAUUGAUUACAGCGAGGGUACUCCCGUAGAAGCGACGCAUUCUUUACCGCCAGGAAAUUUAAGUUUGAGUGGUGCUCCGAACAAUACUCAACUUGUGAGGGGUAGUUUGGCUAGGGUUUUGGAUUUUUAUAACACUGAAUUACUGGCCGCGAAUUUUCCAAAAUUCAAACAUACUUUGAGCCAGUCUUGCCAAAAAGAUGUGGGCGCUUAUAUACAGGGGUUGAUAACUGCAGAGAAUUGGGCUUUAAAAAUGGACGAUGCUAGUGGCAGAUAUUCAACCGGAUGGUUUUGGGGAAACAGCUAUUGGGUUGGAUCUCAGAAUUUAUGCGAACAUAUUAACCCGAAAAAACAAAUUAUCAUCAUAUCUCAAAACCAUUCAAGAUCUGCUAGAGCUGCGGACGCUUCUUUGAAACCCCACAGUCCAGGUUUUGCUAUGGGAUUCAAACCAGGUCCUGUGGUAUAUACCAAUGGACCUCCAUUUCCAGUAUCAUUUUUCAAACUAAGACUUCAUGUCAAUUCAAGUUUUACGACAGAGGAAAAAAUACUCCAUCUCGGCCUAUGCUUACCUCACGCAUGUUCAGCAAAUGAUGCUCAAAAGAUUAUGGAAGGAGCUUCAGCUUCUUCAACGAAAAUUACGGUUAAAGUUCAAUUAGUCAGAUCUGAACAUAAUAGAUACAAUUAUUGGACAGACAGCACAUUCAUUGCUUUGAGUGUUACCACCGCAAUUAUAAUUUUCAUGUUGAUAAUUGGUACAGCAUUUGACUAUUAUUUGGAGUAUUUGAAAAAUUGCAGUAUGAAAGAGAAAAGCUGCACUCAUUUUAAUAUGAGUAUGCCGGAUCUAAAAGGAAAGAACGGGCUUUACGUAGUGAACAACAAUAAUAAUAAUAAUAACAACAUUCCCUGUGACGAUCAUGCUCGCAGUUUUGACCUUAGUAGUAGCAAUGCUUCCAUAUCACAAGAGACUCUCUUAAAAUUCGUUUUAAAGGAGAUGCUGCUCUCAUUUUCUGUAAGAAUAAAUAUGGGUUAUAUUUGCGAUCAAACAGUUGGAAGUGACACUAUAUCUGUAAUACAUGGUCUAAAAGCUAUAAGUAUGGCUUGGGUAGUUUUGGGACAUACGUGUAUCGUUGCCUUCAAGUAUUCAGAUAAUAUGGAAUACAGAAGAAUUGUUCAAAAAGAGUUUCUCUUUCAAACUGUAACGAAUGGAACCUUCAGUGUAGAUACUUUCUUUUUUUGCAGCGGUCUUUUGGUCUCUUUUCUGUAUUUUAGAACAAACGCCAAAGGAAAACUAGAUUCAUUGAAUAAAGGCAACGGAUUUAUUGCUGGCGUGUUACAUUUCUUGGGAUUAGUUGGUUACAGAUUUGCAAGAUUAACUUUUCCUUACUUGUUCACUCUGGGAAUUGUGGAGGUUACGAUGAAAUGGUUCGCAUAUAAUUCAGUAUUCGAACCUCCUACCAUGGAUCAUUUGAAUUGUCCAAAUUACUGGUGGAGGAAUAUUCUCUAUAUAAACACGUUAUUCCCAGUCGAUCAAAUGUGUAUGUUGUGGAGUUGGUAUUUGUCAGAUGAUACACAAUUUUACGUGGUUGGAGCAAUCAUAUUAAUAUUGGCAACAAGUCAUUUUAAGAGCGCAGCCGCUAUUCUUUUGGUCUUCAUGACGAGUUCUUGGAUAACAACUGGUUAUAUAGCUUACAGCAAUAGUCACAUGCCUGGAUUAGACGAUCCUUUAGCGUUAUUUGAUAAAAUUUAUGACAAACCUUGGACAAGGUUAGGUCCUUACCUAAUCGGAAUGUGUACUGGAUGGUUCUUGUUUAAGAAAAAUUGUCAACUACAACUAUCAAAGAUUAUUCUUUCGGUCGGUUGGAUUUUGUCUAUUGGAACUUUGUUAUCAUUAGUAUACGGUCUAUAUGAAACAAAAUUGACACCAUGGUUAGGCGCCACUUAUAGUUCUUUGAGUCACUCAGCUUGGGCACUUGCCUUGGCAUGGAUAGUAGUCGCAUGUGUUACCGGUUAUGGUGGACCCGUGGAUAAAAUACUAUCAGCUACUAUUCUGUAUCCAUUCAGUCGCGUGACUUAUUGCGCUUAUUUAGUCCAUCCGAUUGCAAUAAGAGUGAUGGUUAUGUACAUGGAUAGUCCUCUACAUCUUGGCAGUGUUAUAACAGUGAUAAUAUAUUUAGGUCAGAUGAUGUUAUCCUACAUUUUAUCUUUCUUCGUAUCGGUAGCAUUCGAAGCGCCUAUUGUUUCUUUAUUAAGAAUUAUAACUAAAGUAUUCACUUUAAGGAAACCACCGACUCAUAACAAUAAUGAUCACGUUUCAGUCACGUAUCGUACUUAA
Messenger RNA from Diorhabda sublineata, 2364 nucleotides. RefSeq names its product nose resistant to fluoxetine protein 6. NCBI's taxonomy places the organism in Eukaryota, Metazoa, Arthropoda, Insecta, Coleoptera, Chrysomelidae. Gene Ontology annotation, molecular function: acyltransferase activity, transferring groups other than amino-acyl groups. The coding region runs from base 1 to 2364 and encodes 787 amino acids. The transcript has 13 exons. The record is from RefSeq and is a predicted model, not a curated record.